Periconia digitata is the source of this 483-nucleotide messenger RNA. Lineage: Eukaryota; Fungi; Ascomycota; Dothideomycetes; Pleosporales; Periconiaceae. The record is from the annotation of a GenBank genome assembly.
UUGAUGUGCACAGAUGCAAGGUCGGUAAACUUGCGCAAUUGUUUGGGCCAGAUCCGUCUUGCCGUGAUUCGCUGGCACGCGAUUGUGGCUGCAUCAACUCCCCGGAUUGCGCCCGCUUCCAUCUACCCCCUCAAACCCAUCUUCUUUUGCUUCAGCAGACAAAAAAGCACGACCGAAUCGAAGCAAGAAACCGUCAAUUGCACAGCCUCAGAACCGGCCGUAAUUCUCAAGCAGGACCAUGAUGCUCCGCCGUACUCCGCGCCCUGGUUUGCCUUCAUCAGUCCGCCUCGUCUCACCGUACACACUUACCCUUAUAGUAACAUCUGUUUGUUUGUGUGCUGGCGUUUCCCUCUCCAGUCCAUCUCUGCAAUGGCGUUAGCCAGUCUAUGUGCAAUUUGCACUUGUACGCUCACUACAACCUCCACCAUCGGAUAUGACCAAGUCGCUUCUUCCAUUUUCCCCUCCAAGGUAGGAAAUGCGUAA